AUGAUAACAGUACGGGACAAUGAGGAGGCCUACAAUCGCCACAAGAUCAGACCUCGGGUCCUCAGAGAUGUGUCCAACAUUGACACAACCACCACAAUCUUCGGCGCGAAGAUCCUACAGCGGGCGGAGCAGGCAGGAUACAAGGCCGUGAUGAUGACUGUGGACGCGCCGAUGCUUGGUCGUCGCCUGAACGAGUACAGGAACGCAUUUGGCCUGCCCGAAGGAAUGGGGUAUCCCAACGUUGCCCCAGGAAUGGACAUGAGAAACCUCGUCGAUCAAGGUCUUGACUUGACAUAUGAGGACGGCAUGAAUUGGGAGCAGGCCCUCGGCUGGAUAAGGGAGAACACCAAGCUGGAUGUAUGGCUCAAAGGAGUCUACACCGCCGAGGACGUUGCACUGGCCAUCGAGCAUGGUGUUGACGGUGUGCUCAUUUCGAACCAUGGCGGUCGACAACUUGAUGGCGUUCCAGCUACUCUCGAGCCCUGA
This is a messenger RNA of Colletotrichum aenigma, 486 nucleotides long. RefSeq names its product Oxidase FUB9 (gene FUB8-2). The transcript is spliced from 6 exons. Bases 1 to 486 code for a protein of 161 amino acids. NCBI's taxonomy places the organism in Eukaryota, Fungi, Ascomycota, Sordariomycetes, Glomerellales, Glomerellaceae. The record is from RefSeq and is a predicted model, not a curated record. Gene Ontology annotation, molecular function: oxidoreductase activity.